Messenger RNA from Mizuhopecten yessoensis (Yesso scallop), 1524 nucleotides. RefSeq lists its product as uncharacterized. NCBI's taxonomy places the organism in Eukaryota, Metazoa, Mollusca, Bivalvia, Pectinida, Pectinidae. The record is from RefSeq and is a predicted model, not a curated record. The transcript has 6 exons. Bases 1 to 1344 code for a protein of 447 amino acids.
AUGGUGGAAAGGUCUAGGAAGUCUGUACAUGACAAUGUUGAAGCCGGUGAUGAGGGAGUGUCGGUGAAGAAUUUUAAGGGGAUGGACAGGGCUGUUCGUCACUUUAAUGCUGGCGACAUACAGGACAUGAAAAUAUCACGGAUUGGAGAUGAAGUAGUUUAUGUCAUGGCUUCGUGUUUAGCCUCCAUGAAAAAGGACAAAUAUAUUGUAUAUUUGUGUAUGACAACCAAUGAAAGAUGCUCUGUAUAUUUAGCCCAGCCAUGUCGCCAUAUUGGUGGAGUUUUAUUUGCAUUAAAUGGCAAAUACAGGCUUAAAGCACUUGCUGGAGACUCAGCUGAAAGCUGCACAGCAAAGUUGUGCAACUGGAUUGUGCCUAGGAGUGCUCAACAGAUCCCAAAGCCUGUUAGUGCAUUAUGUUUUAACAAACCAAAGCUUGUUGAAGAUCCAAAAGUCCGAUCAGUAGACUAUGAUCCUCGCCAUCCAAAGGACAGAGUAUAUGACAUUUCUGAUACCCUGGCUGAGCUGAAGGAAUUGAAGAAAAUCUUCCCGAACACAGGAAUGAGUCACUUAUGGAAUAUUCCAGAUGAAGUACCAGAUCUUGCACAUGAAGAAGUUGUUGAGACAGAAGUUGACCAAAUGUACAACAGAUACAAAUUUCCUGUUCUCUCUAUAGAUGAGGAGUUAGUGACUUAUAGAGAGGAGUCAACAUUAGGUCAAAGAAAGUCAGCAAUGUGGCUUAAUCUUCACAAAGGCAGACUAACUAGCUCUUUGUUUGGACAGGUUCUGACAGCUGGUAGCAAUCCUAACAAUUUGAUUAAGCAAAUCAUUGAAGGAUCUUCCCUUGACAGGUACACAUCUUUGCCAGUUGCUGUACAUUGGGGUGUAGAUCACGAGAAAGACGCCAUUACUGAUUACCUGAUGAUGAAAGAGGCUACUGCAUCUGAAUUUAAUGUGAAGGAAACAGGUCUUACACUUUACAGCAGCCACACAUUUUUCGGUGCACCUAGUGAUUGGCGUGUUUCAGAUGAUGGGGAAGAAGGAAUACUGGAGUUGAAAUGUCCCUUUUCCUUGAAAAAAAAGCUGGUAAAUGAAAUGGAAAUUCAAGCCAUUUUGGAUCUCCAGGAGCCCUCUUUUUGUUUAGGAGAGACCGACUCUGGACCAGCUCUUAAGAGAGACCAUAUGUAUUAUGCUCAGGUGCAAGGGGAAAUGGCUGUUAUGGGUUUACCAUGGUGUGACUUUGUUGUGUGGACUGGGGCAAAAAUGAAUAACAUAUGUAUUGAGCGAAUUAUGUUUGAUGCUAUCUUUGUCACUAACAUGAUGCCCAAACUUGUGAAAUUAUGUUGAUCAUGUAUUACCAAUGUUACUCUCUAGGGACAGCACUUCAUAGAAUUUUAAAUUUAAUAUUAAUUAGGGCCCGCAUCGAGAGAUGCGGAGUCCUAUAGUUAUCACUUUGUCCAUCUGUCUGUUCGUCAACAACGUAGAUGUGCAAUAUUAUAUUUUGGUGAAGUUCGGCUGAAUAAUGUU